CAUCAAACUAGGACCCACAGCUCGGGAGAGCACACGGAGAGGACAUGGACGACUACGACUACGGGAACUCCACGGAUGACUACCGCGAUUUGAUAGUGGAAGGCCCCUCGGCCCUGGGCCCGCCCCAGACGGCCGCCCUGGUGUGCUACGGCCUGGUGUUCCUGCUGGGCGUCCCCGGCAACGCCGUGGUGGCCUGGGUGACGGUGUUCCGCAUGCCGCGCUCCGCCAACACGCAGUGGUUCAGCCACCUGGCGCUGGCCGACCUGCUGUGCUGCCUGUCGCUGCCCCUGCUGAUGGUGCCUCUGGCCCGGGACCAGCACUGGCCCUACGGCUGGCUGGGCUGCAAGCUGCUGAGCGGCGUCUUCAACCUCACCAUGUACUGCAGCGUGCUGCUGCUGGUGCUCAUCAGCCUGGACCGCUGGCUGCUGGUCAGCCGGCCCGUGUGGUGCCAGAACCAUCGGACGGCGCGGCGGGCCGGCUGGGCCUGCCUGGGGGUGUGGGUGCUGGCGCUGCUCCUCAGCCUGCCGCACGCGCUGCACAUGGAGGAGCGCGUCAUGGGCCGCGCCAAGGUGGUGUGCGAGAGCCCGCCGCUGACGCGCGCGGUGGCCUGGACGCUGGAGGCCCUGCGCUCCGUGCUGGGCUUCGCGCUGCCCUUCCUGGUCAUCGUGGCGUGCCACGGCGUGGUGUACUGCCGGACGGUGCGGGGGGCGGGCGGCGCGCGGUCGCCUCGCACGCUGCGGGUCAUCUGCGCCGUGGUGGUCAGCUUCUUCGCGUGCCUGCUCCCGCUCCACGUGACCAGCCUGGCGGCGCUGCUGGUCCCGGCCGACUCCCCGCGGCGGCCCGGCGUCAGGCUGGCCGGCGUGCUGACGCUGUGCCUGGCCUACUUCAACUGCUGCCUCAACCCGCUGCUCUACGUGUGCCUGGGGCGCAGCUUCAAGGACAGCCUGAGGCGCUCCGUCCGAGGCCUCUUCAGCUUCCUGGGCGAGGAGCCGGCCCGCGGGGCGCCCGGCAGCGUCAACACCAAGAGCACCAGCGACAACCUCCAGGAGAAAAGCGUGUAG
Conger conger (European conger) is the source of this 1061-nucleotide messenger RNA. It is a transcript of the gene c5ar1, whose product is annotated as complement C5a receptor 1. The record is from RefSeq and is a predicted model, not a curated record. The coding region runs from base 45 to 1061 and encodes 338 amino acids. The transcript is spliced from 2 exons. Gene Ontology annotation, biological process: positive regulation of cytosolic calcium ion concentration; inflammatory response; chemotaxis. Gene Ontology annotation, cellular component: plasma membrane. NCBI's taxonomy places the organism in Eukaryota, Metazoa, Chordata, Actinopteri, Anguilliformes, Congridae. Gene Ontology annotation, molecular function: G protein-coupled receptor activity; complement receptor activity.